UUUUAGCAAAAUCGCGGGCUUAAAUAUUAGAACGUCAUUUGUUGUACUGGUCGUAAGUUCGCGACACUUAUUAUCUUUUCGGUUUUGUAACGACGGUAAUCCGGUUGAAUGCGGUAAAACGACGGAACGUUCUCGAGUUGAAAGUUGGUGUUUUGAUGUUUGCAGUUCCGGCGAAGUAGAACAACGAAACAGACCACGGGGGUCGCACGCGGGGUACCGAUACGCGUGUACGGUGUUGCGCGGAUAUCAUAAAUAAUUAUUUUUUUAAACCCCGUCCCAAUUGUAAUCGCGGUUUAAUCGAAAUCCUGCACGUAGCGUAGCGUGAUUUCCGUGUUCGAUUAAUCUACGAGGUCGGUUCAACUAUUGAACUCUUAAUAAAUAUGGCGAACAGUGUAGCACCAGAUUCAUGGGAACAGCAGGCGGAUAACGGAGACAUCGGUCCACCACAGGAUAAGUCCAUCGAAAGCAAAUUUUCCACUCUGAAUGUAAAUGCUGCGGAAUUCGUGCCUUCUUUCUGCAUUAAUUCUUCACCGCAGAACAGUAAUACGGCCGACAGUUCCUGCAAUGUUGCUGUCAUGAUGAAUUCUGUAACCACUUCUAUGCCUCCUGAAAUACAUCAUGGUAAUACUACGCCAGUAGUUCUACCAGAUCCAGUGGGCAAUCGUGUGGAGGAACCACCUGCUGGAGGAGGGGCUCCACCUCCGAAUGUUACCGAUCAAAUGAAUACUAGCCCGGAACAUCAACCAGCUGAUUCAUGGGAAGAAGCAGCGGUAGAUGGUGAUCCUCUUUUAACUCCCGAAAAUGAAGAGGCUGAAAACGAAGAGGAUGAAGAAAUGGUUGUUAAAAUCCCUAAGAAAAAGCCUGUUAAAGUAACAGAGGAUACUAAGAGUAAAAAGGAACAUGUUAAUGUUGUUUUUAUAGGACACGUUGAUGCAGGAAAAUCAACGAUUGGAGGCCAGAUUAUGGCAUUGACAGGAAUGGUUGAUAAAAGAACUUUAGAAAAGUACGAAAGAGAAGCAAAAGAAAGAAGUAGAGAAACGUGGUAUCUGAGUUGGGCUCUAGAUACGAACCAAGAAGAACGGGAGAAAGGGAAGACGGUGGAAGUCGGUAGAGCGUAUUUUGAAACUGAACGAAAGCAUUUCACAAUUUUAGAUGCGCCUGGUCAUAAGAGUUUUGUACCUAAUAUGAUUGGCGGAGCCGCACAAGCUGAUCUCGCGGUGUUAGUUAUUUCUGCGCGGAAAGGAGAGUUCGAAACUGGCUUCGAUAGAGGCGGUCAAACAAGGGAACAUGCGAUGCUGGCUAAAACUGCUGGUGUUAAACAUCUGGUUGUGCUAGUGAAUAAAAUGGAUGACCCGACUGUAGAGUGGGAUGAAAGAAGAUACAACGAGUGCAGGGAUAAAAUACUACCAUACCUCCGUAAAUUGGGAUUUAAUCCUGCUAAAGAUCUUACAUUCAUGCCAGUCUCAGGGCAGCUUGGUUACGGUUUGAAAGAUCCGAUACCAGAACAUCUUUGUACAUGGUACACUGGUCCGCCAUUCAUAUCCUUCAUUGAUUCUCUACCUUCGCUUAAUCGUAAAAACAACGGACCUUUUAUUAUGCCAAUCGUUGACAAAUAUAAAGAUAUGGGAACAGUGGUAAUGGGAAAGGUCGAGGCUGGAGAAGCGAAGAAAGGACAAUCGCUACUUGUUAUGCCGAAUAGGACGGCAGUGACGGUAGAUCAGUUGUGGUCAGAUGACGAAGAAGUGACAUCGGUUGGACCUGGCGAGAACGUAAAGAUCAAAUUAAAAGGCAUCGAAGAAGAAGACGUAAGCCCUGGAUUUGUUCUUUGUGACAGCAACAAUCCGAUAAAAACGGGAAAAGUGUUCGACGCUCAAGUUGUAAUUUUGGAGCAUAAGAGCAUUAUCUGCGCUGGCUAUAGUGCUGUGAUGCACAUUCAUUGUGCAGCGGAAGAAGUUAGAGUGAAAGCAUUGAUCUGUUUGGUCGACAAAAAGACUGGGGAUAAAAGUAAAACCAGGCCGAGGUUCGUCAAACAGGAUCAAGUGGCAAUAAUGAGAAUCGAAUGCGCAGGUGUCAUUUGCCUUGAAAGAUUUAAGCUAUUUCCACAGAUGGGACGUUUCACCCUUAGGGAUGAAAAUAAGACUAUUGCAAUUGGCAAGGUGCUGAAGGUGGUGGAGUAAAGUUGCUCAACUGUGACCACAGAUUGGGGUAAUAAUCGACUUUGAUAACGAGAAAUACACAAGAGAUGCAAGACGAAUACAGUACGCACGAGAAAAAAACGGAACUAGCGUGAUUACUCGCGAACUACUGUUAAUGUAACAUACACUCAUCUUACUCAAGAAGCAAAAAAUGUUCUACAUCAAAGAAAAGCACAUACAUCGUAUGCACAGACAGUUGGGUCGGGGUUUGGGGUUACGGGGCGGGGGGGAGGGAGGGUAUUUAUAACCUGAGAUAAAGAAAAAAAGCAAAUAGAUUUGAUUAUAUAGAUAAGGAGACAAAACCACUAAAAAAACUCAAGAGCGCGUGUUCCUUCUAAUUAGGUAAGCUGAACCACAGCACUCACAUUGAGUUCAUUACAAAUAAAUUAAUGAUCAAAUGACAAACAGUGUCUCCUUAAUAUUGUAAAACACGAUAUUUUUAUUCUUCUGAGGUGAGAGACAUUAAUGAACGUAAAAGAAGAGAAUAACAAUUGCAAGAUAAAAACUAAGGAAAAUAUUAUUAAUAUUAUUAUAAUGAUUAUUGAAUAAUUAUUAUUAAAUUGGUGGUAAGAAGCGAAAGGAUACUAAAAAAAAAAAAAAAAAAACAAAUACAGAAAUUUAUUAAAUCUGCCAGAUAGUGUUACACGACAAUUUAUAAUUAUAAAAUUAAUAUUAUUAUUACUACUAUUACACCGUUUCUUAUUGCAUUGUCAUUAAAAACAAAUUUGCAACAAAAAUGUGCUCUACUAAUUUCGAUAAGAGGUUUCAUGUGUAUGGUUGAUUUGCUUUUUCUUGCACGUACUGUUUCUGUUAAUACGAUUGGUGUUUGACGGCGCCAAGGUUCGUGUAUUGUAUCGAUGUAUUACGUGUCUAUAACACCAGAUAUUCUUACACUGUGCUUCUUCAGAAAAAAGUUUCGAUGAUUUAUAGCGUUAUAUGCGAUAAAAGAAAAUUAAUGUCGAGAUUUAACUGAAAGGAAGUUAAUAUAGAGAAUUUUCAAAGCAGACAUUUUGUGAGUGCUUUCUUUACAUGUAUUACUGCUUCUUUUUUCUUUGCUGCUAAUUUUUCAUAGAUAUUAAAGUAUAUCUACAUCUCUUGUCCUAUUCUUUUUACUUUUUACGUUUAUUAUUAUCCUUUAUUUCACGUCUUACGUCGAAUCUGUUUCCUAACAAAACAGAUUUCACAGACAAUUAAUUUUAUUCCUAUAAAUUGUUCGGCAAAGUUUGCGUUUUAUGGUUGUUAUAUUUUUUAAAUUGUUAAUAUUAUUACGAUCGAUACAUUAAAAAAAAUGCUAAUAUAA
Messenger RNA from Bombus pyrosoma, 3495 nucleotides. RefSeq names its product eukaryotic peptide chain release factor GTP-binding subunit ERF3A (gene eRF3). Gene Ontology annotation, cellular component: translation release factor complex. The record is from RefSeq and is a predicted model, not a curated record. Lineage: Eukaryota; Metazoa; Arthropoda; Insecta; Hymenoptera; Apidae. Gene Ontology annotation, molecular function: translation release factor activity; GTPase activity; GTP binding. The transcript has 7 exons. The coding region runs from base 381 to 2177 and encodes 598 amino acids. Gene Ontology annotation, biological process: translation.